AUGGACUUCCAAGGACGACAACCAGGUUUUCAUUACUUCAUCACCCCAAACCGACCUCAAUGCAUAUUAGGUCAGAAACUCGAAGUUCUUGUCAUCCAUAACCCUUCACGUCCGAUUUCUCCACCAACACCGAGCAAGAACCUUGUUGCCGGAAAAACCUACAAGGUUGGAGACUCAGAAGUAAGAGAAGUCUAUAAUAGUGACUUCUAUACAAGUGAAGUGAGAAGAAAAAAUUUCAUGUGGGAGAUAUUCGAUUUUUCGAGUAUGCCAACAAAGUCAACGAUGUCUAUGAAAUCAACGGUGAUCUAG
Messenger RNA from Eruca vesicaria subsp. sativa (arugula), 309 nucleotides. NCBI's taxonomy places the organism in Eukaryota, Viridiplantae, Streptophyta, Magnoliopsida, Brassicales, Brassicaceae. The record is from the annotation of a GenBank genome assembly.